Molecule: messenger RNA, 1325 nt
Organism: Oreochromis niloticus (Nile tilapia)
Lineage: Eukaryota; Metazoa; Chordata; Actinopteri; Cichliformes; Cichlidae
Product: leucine-rich repeat LGI family member 2-like
Exons: 5
Coding region: 1-1257 (418 amino acids)
Biological process (GO): inhibitory synapse assembly
Source: RefSeq, a predicted model, not a curated record
AUGAGUAAGGAACGGGUUAAAGUGGGAUUCAGCAGAUUCAUUGAGAGUAACAAACUAGAGACUACAUCCAAAUAUGCCUUCAGAGGACUCAGGGACCUGACUCACUUGGACCUGCGAGGCAAUGCCUUUGAAUGUGACUGCAGAGCCAAGUGGCUUAUGACGUGGUUAAAGAACACCAAUGCCACAGUGUCGGAUGUUGUGUGUGCUGGACCAGAGGACAUGAAGGGCAAGCGCCUCAAUGAUAUGACCAGCCUGCAGAAUGAGUGUGUCUCCACAGAUUUCAUCCUUCAUCAGUCUGUUGCCUCAGAAUCGUUGUCUGUUGACACAUUCACCUAUAAGAAUGAUGUCUACGUGGCCAUUUCUGCUCCCAGCACAGAGAGCUGUAUGAUUUUCCAGUGGGACCACAUAGAAAUGAACUUCAGGACUUAUGAUAACAUCACAGGUCAGUCCAUUGUGGGGUGCAAAUCUGUCAUCAUCAAAUAUGAGGUGUUUGUCAUUGUGGCUCAGCUGUUUGGUGGUUCCCACAUUUACAAGUUUGAUGACGACCAAAGCAGGUUCAAUAAGUUCCAGGAUAUCGAAGUGUCCAAGAUCUCUAAGCCCAAUGAUAUUGAGGCCUUCCAGAUUGGCUCUGAUUGGUUCUUUGUGAUUGCUGACAGCUCAAAAGCUGGCCUCUCCACCAUCUACAAGUGGAAUGAUAAUGGCUUUUAUUCGUACCAGUCACUGCACGAGUGGUACCGCGACACGGAUGUAGAGUUUCUUGACUUGGAUGGGAAAGCUCACCUUAUUCUAGCGAGUCGCUCACAGGUUCCAGUGAUCUACCAGUGGAGCCGGAGCAACCAGAAGUUCAUCCUGCAGGGUGAGAUCCCCAACAUGGAGGAUGUAGUGGUUGUGAAACACUUCCGGAUCAAGGAGGAGCUCUACCUGGCUAUGACGCGGUAUAUCGGUGAUUCCAAAGUUCUGCGUUGGGGCACCAAACAGUUUGCUGAGAUCCAAGCUUUGCCCUCUCGAGGCUCCAUGAUUCUCCAGCCGUUCUCUUUCAAGGAACGUUACUAUCUGGCUCUGGGAAGUGACUACACCUUCUCACAGAUCUACCUGUGGGAUGAGGACAACAAAAUCUUUGACCGCUUUAAGGAGGUGUACAUCCAAGCCCCACGCUCUUUCACCGUGGUAUCUACCGACCGCAGGGACUUUAUUUUUUCCUCGAGCUUCAAGGGAAACACGCAGAUCUUUGAGCACAUCAUCGACCUGAGCUUGUGAGGGGCUGUGCCUUAUCGUCCCGUCUGAAAUCAAAUGUCUUCCACUUGAAAGACAAAUUCAAGAAGGAA